Messenger RNA from Glycine soja, 4269 nucleotides. RefSeq lists its product as uncharacterized. Bases 1262 to 3970 code for a protein of 902 amino acids. The record is from RefSeq and is a predicted model, not a curated record. The transcript is spliced from 7 exons. Gene Ontology annotation, molecular function: DNA binding; protein dimerization activity. NCBI's taxonomy places the organism in Eukaryota, Viridiplantae, Streptophyta, Magnoliopsida, Fabales, Fabaceae.
GCCUACAACUGCUGUAAGCCAAGCUAACACAAUUCUCAUACAUUGUUGUUUGUUAUUAAAUUAGUUUUAAAAAAAUUGGCACAAGUUGUUAACUAACACUCGGACAGGAAUUAGGAAGUGAAUCAAAUUCUAUGUUAAGUGCAAUCAUGGUUUUAUGUAGUUAACGCACACAAGUGCGAAAUUAGUCUUGUGCUCUUUUUUAAUUGGGGAAUAAAUUAGAGAUAGAAAAGGUAGAUUGAAGGAUAUCUUUGCACUGGAAUGCCUUUUUAUUGGGUGUUUUCUAGAGUUCAUAGUUGCAUAGAGAUUGAAUUGCCUAGGUGCUGGUAAGCCCAAAUGGAGGCUUUUGGAUUGUUCAUAUAAUGCUGAUGCAGCAAAAUAUCGCUCAAUGCUAGUCCUAUCUCUGCAUCAACAGCACAUUUCAAUCUGGCACUCUUUAAAAGAUUAUUGUGUAAUUGUAUAAUUGUUGCUAAUUCUUAAUAAAUAUACCACUUGAAUGCUGUACAAUGUACAUUUGUUUCUACACUGUGUUUUUAUCAUUGUGUAGGAUGUAUUGUAACUGAUGAAGUCGAUGGUUUUCAUAGUAUCCAAUAUUUGCCCUGUGGCUUUUGAUGAAAAGACCACCUCCAUACUUAUUUGAAAGUAUAGCUCAAUUUUUAUUUUAUUCAUUGCCGAAAAAGUUAUUGAUUUUUCUUUUGAACUACCCUUAUCACCCUGGCUUUAUCCUUUUUUCUUUGUGUUAUUUUUCUCCUUGCUUAUAUAGAUGCAUGUUGGCAUGCUGUGUUUGCUCCAAUCUUCAGACAUCCUCUGUCACUCGACAACCUGGAUAACAAUUUCUGACUGGCAUGUACUAAAUUAGGAAGCAUCAAUACUUCAAAAUGGUUUCUGUAUGAGUAUCUGAUAUCUAUUGCAUCAGAUACUUUUUUCUCAUUUAUAUUCGGUUACUUCUAGUCAUUACACUUGAUAAGAGUCCCAUGGUUCACUCUUCUCAACCCAUACCCUCAACAUUUUGUGUCUCGUAAGUUCUUUGUGAGAACUAAGAAGGUAGUUAGCAUGUAGCAGAGUUCUUCUGACAUGGAGUGGAGACAGAAGUUCUAAAUCUUCUUAGUAUGAGAAGGGAGGACAUCAAGCUGCAUGUCUUAUUUCUUAGUCUCAGGAAGUCUCUCAGAUUACUUGACAUGUUGUAGUUUUGAAGUUUUAUGUGCCUUGUAUUCAGCACCAAUGCCUAUAUGAGUGGAUUUAUAAUAGCUCUGGUUUGGAUGUAAUGGCUCCAAUACGCUCCACUGGAUUUGUUGAUCCUGGUUGGGAUCAUGGCAUUGCUCAAGAUGAGCGGAAAAAAAAGGUUAGAUGCAAUUACUGUGGGAAAAUAGUUAGUGGUGGGAUAUACAGAUUAAAGCAGCAUUUAGCCCGAGUUUCUGGUGAAGUAACAUACUGUGAAAAGGCUCCUGAUGAAGUCUACCUGAAAAUGAAAGAAAAUCUUGAAGGCUGCCGUUCCCAUAAGAAACAAAAGCAAGUUGACGCACAAGCGUAUAUGAAUUUUCAUUCUAAUGAUGAUGAAGAUGAAGAAGAGCAAGUUGGGUGCAGAAGCAAAGGGAAGCAAUUGAUGGAUGAUCGAAAUGUAUCUGUAAAUUUGACUCCUCUUCGCUCCUUAGGAUAUGUUGACCCAGGGUGGGAGCAUGGUGUUGCCCAGGACGAGAGAAAGAAGAAGGUCAAAUGCAAUUACUGUGAGAAAAUUGUCAGUGGAGGUAUUAAUCGGUUUAAACAACAUUUGGCUAGAAUUCCUGGAGAGGUAGCACCUUGUAAAAAUGCUCCAGAAGAUGUUUAUCUGAAAAUUAAAGAGAACAUGAAAUGGCAUCGUACUGGGAGGAGACUUAGGCGACCUGAGGCUAAGGAAUUGAUGCCUUUCUAUGCAAAGUCGGAUAAUGAUGAUGAUGAUGAUGAGUAUGAGCAAGUAGAAGAUGCUUUGCAUCAUAUGAACAAGGAAACUUUGAUGGAUGUUGAUAAGAGAUUCUCUAAAGAUAUAAUGAAGACCUACAAGGGAAUAUCACCUAGUACUGGUCCUGAACCAGUAUUGAGAAGAUCAAGAUUGGAUAAUGUUUACCUGAAACUACCCAAGAAUCAGACUCCUCAAACUUACAAACAAGUAAAAGUUAAGACAGGGCCCACUAAGAAAUUACGCAAGGAAGUUAUUUCUUCAAUUUGCAAGUUCUUUUACCAUGCGGGAAUUCCUAUAAAGGCUGCAGACUCCCUAUAUUUUCAUAAAAUGCUGGAAGUGGUUGGACAAUAUGGACAAGGACUGGUAUGCCCACCAAGCCAACUUAUGUCUGGUCGCCUUUUGCAGGAGGAAAUCAAUUGUAUUAAAAAUUACCUUCUUGAAUAUAAGGCUUCCUGGGCAAUCACUGGUUGCUCUAUAAUGGCAGAUAGUUGGAUAGAUACACAGGGUAGGACAAAUAUUAACUUUCUUGUUUCUUGUCCUCAUGGUGUAUACUUUGUUUCUUCAGUUGAUGCCACUAAUGUAGUGGAAGAUGCACCAAAUUUAUUUAAGCUUCUGGACAAAGUAGUGGAAGAAGUAGGUGAGGAAAAUGUAGUGCAGGUAAUCACUGAAAAUACUCCCAACUAUAAAGCUGCUGGAAAAAUGCUUGAAGAGAAGAGAAGGAAUUUAUUCUGGACACCUUGUGCCACUUAUUGUAUUAAUCGAAUGCUUGAAGAUUUUACGAAAAUAAGAUGUGUGGAAGAGUGCAUGGAAAAGGGCCAGAAAAUUACCAAACUAAUAUACAAUCAAAUAUGGUUGUUAAAUCUUAUGAAAAGUGAAUUUACCGAGGGACAGGAGCUUCUAAAACCAUCUGCCACCCGGUUUGCCUCUAGCUUUGCUACUCUACAGAGCUUGCUGGAUCAUCGAGUUGGUCUCAGAAGAAUGUUUCUUUCCAACAAAUGGAUUUCAUCCAGAUUCUCCAGCUCAAAUGAGGGGAAAGAGGUGGAAAAAAUAGUUUUGAAUGUCACAUUUUGGAAGAAGAUUCAGCAUGUUAGGAAGUCAAUAGAUCCCAUAAUGCAAGUACUUCUAAAGCUUUGUAGUGGUGAGAGCUUGUCAAUGCCAUAUAUAUAUAACGAUAUGUAUAGGGCAAAACUUGCAAUCAAAUCUGUUCAUGGUGACGAUGCCCGUAAAUAUGAACCAUUCUGGAAGGUCAUAGACAAUCAUUGGAAUUCUCUGUUCUGUCACCCUCUUUACUUGGCUGCAUACUUCUUAAAUCCAUCAUACCGAUAUCGUCAGGAUUUUGUGGCGCAUUCAGAGGUAGUACGAGGGCUCAAUGAAUGCAUUGUCCGGCUGGAGCCGGAUAAUAUGAGACGGAUAUCUGCAUCAAUGCAGAUUGCUCAUUAUAAUGCUGCGCAAGACGACUUUGGAACUGAAUUGGCAAUUAGCACAAGAACAGGUCUAGAACCAGCUGCUUGGUGGCAACAGCAUGGAAUAAGUUGCUUAGAGUUGCAAAGAAUAGCUGUACGCAUAUUAAGUCAGACAUGCUCGUCCUUUGCAUGUGAGCAUGAUUGGAGUAUAUAUGAUCAGAUACAUUGCAAAAGACAAAAUCGUCUAUCUCAGAAGAAAUUGAAUGACAUUAUAUACGUUCACUACAACUUGCGACUUAGAGAAUGCCAAUUAAGAAAAAGGUCCAGGGACUCAAAGUUGUCCUCUGUUGACAAUGUUCUGCAAGAGCAUUUACUUGAUGAUUGGAUAGUAGAUGCUAAUGUACAAAGCUCUGAUGUUGAUAAGAAUAUACUUUUUGGAGUUGAACUAGAUGAUGAAUAUGAUAAUGAUUCAAUUGAUUAUGAACAUGGAGCUGCAAGGCAUCUAAAGGGAUCGCUUGAGCUGGUGACUAUGGCUGAUGUAGCAUUAGGAUCACCAGAUGUAGAUCAUGCUAACAUUGAUGUUGCCACUGAUGAUGAGUCUGAUCUGAAUUACUUUGAUGAUUUGAGCGACUAAUUAAGUUACAUGGUUCUCAUUUCAGAAGAGUAUUUAUUUGGUCAUCUGGUUGAGAUCCCGUACUUAUUAUUUUGCAGUGAAAAAUCAAGAUGGGCCAUUUUGGUGCGUACAAUCGUAUUUAUUUCAAUUUUGGAGCGUAAUAAUUUUAGAUCGUUCUAACCAGUUCAAGAAGUUAUUACUGUUAUAUAAGAUACUUAGUAAGAGCUGGCACAUAGUCAUACCCAUUGAUGUUAUUGUAAGAAAAAUUGAUACUGUAAAAUAUAAGAAAUACAAGAUUUAUGUGAUUAGAUUUACAAAGA